This is a messenger RNA of Chelmon rostratus (copperband butterflyfish), 673 nucleotides long. Its product is annotated as cytochrome c oxidase assembly factor 3 homolog, mitochondrial. NCBI's taxonomy places the organism in Eukaryota, Metazoa, Chordata, Actinopteri, Chaetodontiformes, Chaetodontidae. Gene Ontology annotation, biological process: mitochondrial respiratory chain complex IV assembly. The coding region runs from base 17 to 292 and encodes 91 amino acids. The transcript has 2 exons. Gene Ontology annotation, cellular component: mitochondrial inner membrane. The record is from RefSeq and is a predicted model, not a curated record.
AUUAUCCAAACAAGUCAUGGCAGAGGAAGGAGGCAAGGUAGCCGCGAAAGCUCCACUGACAGCGGCAGAAAAACAGCUUCUCCGGCGCCGACAGGAGCUCGACUACUGGAAGAAGAAUGCGGAGCGGAUCCGCGGCCGGAACCUGAUGACCGGCCUCGCCAUCGGUGCGUUCGUGGUCGGCAUGUUUAGCUACACCAUCCUGUCCGUCAAACAGGAGAGAAUCAUGGAUGAGCUGGAUGAUGAAGCCAAGAUCCACAUCAUCAGAGGGCCGCGGACCGGCGCCAACUCCUGAUGACACUGACCCGGAACUGUCCUGGACUUUCUGUCCCCUCUCCACAGGACACUGUACGAGGACAUCAGCUCUGCUGAGCAUCUCACGCCCAAGACACGUACAUAGCACCUGCCUCUCCAAUAAGGACAUUACACAUUUUUCCAUUGUUUCUCUUUUGUUUGGAAAUACAUAAAAUCUGCUGUUGAAGUUGUUAAUUACAUUCAUUAAAUCUUCUUUUUGGCCUAAACCAAACAAAAUUUAAAACUUUCACAGCCAUUCUCAGUCCCAAACGAAUCAGGAAAUAGACGCUUGACCAUUUUCUUCGCUUUGCACAGUUUGUUAUUAUAAAGUAUGGUAUUGUUUGAUAUGUGUAUCAGUUAAUGUUAAUAAACAUUUAUUUUC